Molecule: messenger RNA, 3582 nt
Organism: Tripterygium wilfordii
Lineage: Eukaryota; Viridiplantae; Streptophyta; Magnoliopsida; Celastrales; Celastraceae
Product: N-terminal acetyltransferase A complex auxiliary subunit NAA15-like
Exons: 26
Coding region: 210-2909 (899 amino acids)
Biological process (GO): N-terminal peptidyl-methionine acetylation
Cellular component (GO): cytoplasm
Molecular function (GO): protein binding; protein-N-terminal amino-acid acetyltransferase activity
Source: RefSeq, a predicted model, not a curated record
UAUUGGGUUCGCUUGUAGUCUUCACUAUUCGGAGUAGGGUUGCAGCAGAUAGACGCCACCACUCUCUCAGUCUCUCUUCUCGUCACCGCAGCCACCCCUCAUAGUGGCUCGAAAAACCCCAAUUACCAUUUUUUCUCGCUCUAAAAGCUGUCUAAAGCUUACUCUCUCUCUCUCUAAAGCCCUUACAAUUCCCCAAUCUCUUUGCAACAAUGGGGGCUUCUCUGCCUGCCAAAGAGGCCGGCCUCUUCAAGCUUAUCGUUAAAUCAUAUGAAACUAAACAGUAUAAGAAGGGACUCAAAGCAGCCGAUGCCAUUUUGAAAAGGUUUCCAGAUCAUGGAGAAACUUUAUCAAUGAAGGGGUUGACUUUAAAUUGUAUGGAUCGUAAAUCUGAGGCAUAUGAGCUUGUCCGGCUAGGUCUUAAGAAUGACCUCAAAAGUCAUGUCUGCUGGCAUGUCUAUGGUCUCCUUUAUCGGUCGGACAGGGAAUAUAGGGAGGCAAUCAAAUGCUAUAGAAAUGCAUUGAAAAUAGACCCAGACAACAUUGAAAUUCUACGCGACCUGUCACUGUUGCAGGCGCAAAUGCGGGAUUUGACGGGCUUUGUUGAGACUAGACAGCAACUGCUGACUCUGAAACCAAAUCAUCGUAUGAAUUGGAUCGGCUUUGCUGUUGCCCAUCAUCUAAAUUCCCAUGCUUCAAAAGCAGUUGAUAUUCUAGAAGCAUAUGAGGGCACACUUGAAGAUGAUUUUCCUCCGGACAAUGAGCGGUGUGAACAUGGAGAAAUGCUUUUAUAUAAGGUUUCUCUAUUAGAUGAAUGUGGUUCUCUUGAAAAAGCACUUGAGGAGUUAUACAAGAAAGAGCCAAAAAUUGUUGAUAAAUUAACUUACAAAGAGCAAGAAGUUUCUCUGUUAGUGAAGCUUGGUCGCCUGGAAGAGGGUGCCAAAUUGUAUAGGCAAUUACUUUCCAUGAAUCCUGACAAUUAUAUAUACUACGAAGGACUGCAGAAAUGUCUUGGAUUGUAUUCAGAUGAGGGUGGAUACUCUUCUGAGGAAAUUGAUCAGUUAGACAACUUAUACAAUUCACUAGCGCAGCAAUAUACUUGGUCAGCAGCUGUUAAGAGAAUACCACUGGAUUUUCUCCAAGGUAACAAGUUUCGAGAAGCUGCGGAUAAUUAUAUUAGGCCUCUCCUUACAAAGGGAGUUCCUUCUUUAUUUUCUGAUCUUUCUCCUUUGUACGAUCAGCUUGGCAAGGCAGAUAUUCUGGAAAAACUGGUUCUUGAGUUGGAGGAUUCAGUUAGGACGACUGGAAGAUUCCCUGGGAGAGAAGAAAAAGAGCCCCCUUCGACGCAUAUGUGGACUUUAUUUUUCUUGGCACAGCAUUAUGACAAACGAGGCCAAUAUGACAUUGCUCUCUCAAAAAUUGACGGGGCUAUGGAGCACACGCCAACAGUAAUCGAUUUGUAUUCGGCUAAGAGUCGGAUAUUGAAACAUGUUGGGGACUUGCCUGCUGCUGCGGCAUUGGCAGAUGAAGCUAGGUGUAUGGAUCUAGCUGAUCGCUACAUAAAUAGUGAAUGUGUAAAGCGCAUGCUGCAGGCUGAUAAGGUGGCUUUGGCAGACAAAACUGCUGUGUUGUUUACCAAGGACGGGGAUCAGCACAACAAUCUUCAUGACAUGCAGUGCAUGUGGUAUGAACUUGCUUCUGGUGAAAGUUACUUUCGCCAAGGUGAUCUUGGACGGGCUCUGAAGAAAUUUUUAGCUGUGGAGAAGCACUAUGCUGAUAUUACUGAGGAUCAGUUUGACUUCCAUUCCUAUUGCUUGAGAAAAAUGACUUUGCGUUCCUAUGUUGAAAUGCUCAAAUUCCAGGAUCGGUUGCAUUCACAUACAUAUUUUCACAAAGCGGCAGCUGGGGCUAUCAGAUGUUAUAUAAAGUUGUAUGAUUCUCCUUCCAAAACCGCAGCUCAAGAAGAUGAUGAAAUGUCAAAAUUGCUUCCUUCGCAGAAAAAGAAGAUGAGGCAAAAACAAAGAAAGGCUGAGGCCCGUGCAAAGAAAGAGGCAGAGGUAAAAAAUGAGGAAUCUUCUGCUACUGGUGUCUCCAAGUCUGGAAAGCGGAACGUCAAGCCUGUCGACCCAGAUCCACAUGGCGAAAAGUUGUUGCAGGUUGAGGAUCCCUUAUCAGAAGCUACAAAGUACUUGAAACUGCUUCAGAAGAACUCACCAGAUUCUUUGGAGACCCACUUGCUUUCUUUUGAAGUAAACAUGAGAAAGCAGAAAAUUCUGCUUGCGUUGCAGGCUGUAAAGCAACUGCUGAGGUUGGAUCCUGAGAAUCCGGAUUCGCAUUGCUGCUUGAUUAAAUUCUUCCAUAAAGUGGGGUUGAUGGCCGCUCCAGUGACUGAUGCUGAAAAGCUUAUUUGGAAUGUCUUGGAAGCUGAGCGCCCAGCUAUCAGUCACUUACUUGAGAGAUCUCUGAGCGAAGCAAAUAAGUUUUUCCUCGACAAACACAAUGACUCUCUGAUGCAUAGAGCUGCAGUAGCAGAAAUGGUUUAUGUUCUGGAACCUGACAAGAAAUCUGAGGCUAUUAAACUAAUUGAAAAUUCAACCAAUAAGCCGGUGCCAGGGGAUGUGGCACUUGGAUCAGUCAGGGAAUGGAAACUCAAAGAUUGCAUUGCUGUCCACAAAUUACUUGGAACGGCUUUUGGCGAUAAUGAUGCUGCAUUAAGGUGGAAGACACGUUGUGCUGAGUACUUCCCUUACUCAACCUACUUCGAGGGCAAGCAGAGCUCUGCUGUCUCCAAGUCAGCUUACAACCAAGCAUUCAAGAACCCUGUAAACAGUGCAGAGAAUCUUGAAAGUGAUCAAAAUGCUUCAGUUGCAUCAAAUGGGAAACUGGAAGCUUUCAAGGACCUUACGAUCUGAAUGAGAGACGUAAUUUAUGCAUUAGUUAAAGUAGAUGGAUAGUGGUGGAUCAGAUAGUCAAGCUGUGGCUCUCAAAUAUACCAAGUGAGAUUGGAGUUCUCCAAGAGAAUCAUCCCGAGUCGUAUGGAGAUGAUAGUGUGCUCUCUGGUUUUGGUAUUUUAUUUCUUCACCAGUCCCUACCUGAUUUUGAAAGCAUUCCUUCGCAGAUGUGUAUAACCUGUGUUCAUGGUGCUAUUUUAGGUUUGUUUUUGUUUUUUCCUUAUUGUUGGGUCGCUAAUUUGUGUGAUCUUAGACAGUAGCGGUUCCAUGCCUUUGCAGCCAAGUUUUUUAGACUGAUGGCUCUUUUAGUUGAGGGGAGCAUUUCAGAAAUUUCGGGGUACUGGUCCAACAUCCGGAGAUGACAGAACAAUACCUGGUAGAGCUGAUUUUUUUUUGCAGCAUGUUGUACUGCACUCAUUUCUUUCACUGUUUCGUCCAUGAUGUAUAAGCGCUAUAUACCUGCGUCUGUCAAAUUUCAUCUUUUAUUGGAAUAUACGUUGUCAACUUUCCCCGUAUGCUAAACGGUCGAGGGAGAGAUGCGGUUCCAAUAAUAUGGAGACUUGACGGUUCAAAAUAAUUUGUUGGAAACAUCAUAUUUAUUGGUUGAGGGGUGGUUUAUAUGUCUUUCGUUGGA